Molecule: messenger RNA, 1279 nt
Organism: Drosophila grimshawi
Lineage: Eukaryota; Metazoa; Arthropoda; Insecta; Diptera; Drosophilidae
Exons: 2
Coding region: 65-742 (225 amino acids)
Source: RefSeq, a predicted model, not a curated record
UACUUUCCUUUUCUCGUUAAAGUUUGCUAAAUUUCGAAAUAAACGUGCUUUUUCUGUGCUCACCAUGGAAUUUCUAUGCAAAUUGUUGUGUUUCGAUGACUAUAAGAAACUCGCAGAGGCAUCCAGUUCCCAGCCAAUGGAUACAUUUAGCUAUACCAUCAGGCACAAAUAUCCCAAGCGAUUGGUCACCUACGACGCCGAAGAGUUGGGUGAACGAAGACUAAUACGCAGCUCAGAUCUCAGCCAGAGUCUGUUGAGUGCCAUGCAACCGGUUUGCCCGAAGAAGGACCAGGUUAAGGAUGUGAUAAGCAAAUGCUGGCAACCCAUUUAUCCGCUCGAUGAGUUGACCAAGGGGCGUUUGGCACAGUUGGAGAAAUGUGGCAAGGCGCUGCACAAGUCGACAGUGGAAGAGCUUGGCCCGGAGCACACAGAGAGCAGCAAUUGGGAUGGCCUCAAACCGAUGCAGAAACUCAGUUUCUUUUGGCAGGCGUUGACGGGUCACAAAUUGCGUUCGACGCCCUAUGCGAAUUUCAAGCAGAUCAUCAGAAGGCGAUAUCUGAAGAGUCGUCCACAGGUCUGUGAGCGUCGACUGCGUGUUUUGGCUCGUCGCUACUGGCUUUGUUUGAGCAGCAAGGAUCGAGUGCCAUUUAAUUUGCAGGCAUUGCUCUAUCAUGUCAGCACAGGGGAUGUGGAUCCCUUCGAUCAUUGUGCUGUGCGUGUGCUCUUGAAUCGCUGGCGCUGAUGACCCUCAGCUUUCGCUGGCCAUUUGGCAUUAAAGUGUUGUCUGUGGAAAAUGUUCAGAUUUUUUCUUUCUUUGUGUGUCUUUUAAUUUUCCAGUUGCCCAAGACAUAUUCUCUUUUAUAUGAAACAGAUGCUGCUGGACUGGGUAUGCUUUAAACGGCUGUCUGUCGUGAUGGCUGCAGUCCCUUCUUUGAAUGCUCCUCUCCUCUCUCCUCACUCCCCUUUUGAUAUUUGCACUUGAAACAAAAUUGGGGAAACUGGGGAAAUGUUACAAAUCGAGGCGCCAAAAUAAUAAUGGAUCUCAACUCAUUUUGCGCACUUUUCAAGGUCAGCAUUGAAAUGGCAUUGAGCAUUAUACACUCGGAGAAAAUCAGUAACUAAUUUUGCCACCUCUAAAUAUAUAGACCUGACAAUUAUCUAAAAUCAAAUAAUAUUCCACAAAUUUCCUAAAAAUAAGAAUUGUAAAUAAGUUACAUCAAAUUAAAGAUGAAUAAUUAACUUAAACUUAAAAGACACAUUUGUAAAAAAAAAUUAACAA